GUUACAUAUGGACCAUUUCAUGGUAGUCUGAGUGAUCGUGAUAUGUUUCCUCAUCUAUAUCAGAUCGCCCCAAAGGACACAAGCCUAGUUCUUGCCAUGGUAUCCUUGAUGAUUCAUUUCAGCUGGCAAUGGGUGGGGCUGGUUAUUUUAGAUGAUGACCAGGGUGCUCAGUUUCUCUCAGAUAUGAAAGGAGAAAUGAGGAGCAAAGAAUUCUGUUUAGCUUUUGUGAACGUGAUCCCAGUAAACAUACAGUUAUACGUAGAAAGGGCAGAGACUUACUAUUAUCAAAUAAUGACAUCAUCAGCAAAUGUUGUCAUCAUUUAUGGUGACAACAACUCUACUCUAGAAGUGAGCUAUAGAAGAUGGGAAGCUUUAGGCAUACGGAGAUUAUGGGUCACCACCUCACAAUGGGAUCUCAUCUCAAGAUCAAGAGAUUUCACCACUGACUCUUUCCAUGGGACUUUGUCUUUGUCACACCAUUAUCAAGAGAUUUCUACUUUUAAACAUUUCAUCCAGAGAACAAACUUUUCUGCUUACCCAGAAGAUGUUUCUCUGGUGAGAUUGGGAUGGAUGUAUUUUAACUGUUCAGUAUCUGUAUCUGACUGUAAAGCACUGACUCAUUGCUCAUCUAAUACCACAUUGGAAUGGUUACCACGGCACAGUUUUGACAUGGCCAUGAAUGAUGAGCGUUACAACAUCUAUAAUGCUGUGUAUGCUGUGGCCCAUGCUUUUCACAACAUGCUUCUUCAACAAGUAGAUAGUCAAGUACUGAAAAGUUGGAAAGGAUUAAUACCUAGAUGUAUGCAGGUAAAUGCCUUUCUGAAGAAUAUAAGAUUUAUUGAUUCUGUAGGAUACCUAGUGAAUAUUAAUCAAGAAGGAAAAUUUGAAGCAAUAUAUGACAUUCUCAAUGUUUUGAACUUUCCACAAGGUCAUGUACUAAAGGUGAAAGUAGGAGAGUUUUCUCCUUAUUUGGUACAUGAUCAACAACUGUUCUUAUCUGAAGACAUGAUAGAGCGGGCCACAGGAAGUAGACAGUUUUCCACUUCUGUGUGCAGUAUGCCUUGCCAUCCUGGUUUCAAGAAGUAUCACCAGGAAGGAAAAGCAGACUGCUGUUUUGAUUGUUCCCGAUGUCCUGCCAAUGAGAUUUCCAACACCACAGCUCUGUACCCUGUGGUUCAAAACUCGUGCGGGUCGUGUGGCCUGGGCCCGGGACAGCUCACGCUUGUCGCGUGUGCUACAGCACUUCCUGGCGGGACUCAACAGCGCAGACCGCCAUUGAACCAAGGGUGUGGGGAAAGAGCCUCGGUGAUGGCAGUGUCCCGGGAACAGGGGCACAGGGACGCUGCGCGCCAGGCGGUCACGGCUGAGUCUCCCAGGAGCCCCGAGAAGGUGGUGCACUGA
This is a messenger RNA of Grammomys surdaster, 1401 nucleotides long. Its product is annotated as vomeronasal type-2 receptor 116-like. The annotation marks the transcript as partial. Gene Ontology annotation, molecular function: G protein-coupled receptor activity. NCBI's taxonomy places the organism in Eukaryota, Metazoa, Chordata, Mammalia, Rodentia, Muridae. The record is from RefSeq and is a predicted model, not a curated record. Gene Ontology annotation, biological process: G protein-coupled receptor signaling pathway. Gene Ontology annotation, cellular component: membrane. The transcript is spliced from 4 exons.